Clupea harengus (Atlantic herring) is the source of this 5975-nucleotide messenger RNA. RefSeq names its product zinc finger protein 281a (gene znf281a). Lineage: Eukaryota; Metazoa; Chordata; Actinopteri; Clupeiformes; Clupeidae. Gene Ontology annotation, biological process: regulation of transcription by RNA polymerase II. The record is from RefSeq and is a predicted model, not a curated record. Gene Ontology annotation, molecular function: DNA-binding transcription factor activity, RNA polymerase II-specific; RNA polymerase II cis-regulatory region sequence-specific DNA binding.
UCGGUGAACAGAACAGAGGUCAGGAGGAGUGGGCCCGCUGUUUUGCAGUUCACUAUCGGACAGUGCUCCAGUGCCCCGGAUCACAGCGUUUCUCGCCUGUCUCCUCGCAGGACCCGUCAGCCUGCACCCAGAAUUCCCCGCGUUGAGACAAGAUGGAGGAACGCUGCAGCUGCAGGGGAACAAUGUUUGGGCUCUGAAGACCCUAAGGAACGACCGAAGGUGAAAAAUACACGGCGAUACAGAGAGCGGUGGUCAUGCACUGGAUGAGUGUGGUGGCCUCCUGUUGAAGUGAAUCCAGCAGCAUCCGCACCAUCGCCAACCAACCCAUCCCACCCAGCGUACGUGUUUCAGACCAGCCACCAUGAGCCUCAUUCAGGACAAGCUGGGCAGCGAAUUCCUGCGGCCCAACGGCAGCAUGGACGGCGGCUUCGGCACGAGCAUGCUCAUGUUCAGCCACCUGCCGCCGGUCACCAGCUUCACCCGGCUGGCCGCCCAGUCGGUCAUGGCCGACAUGCCCCCGCAGGAGAUGAUGAGCCUGAAGAAGGAACGAGACUCGCCCGACUGUGGGGGUGGCAUGGGCAUCGGGGGCCUGGGGGGCCUGGGGGGCCUUAUGGGGGGAGUGGGUGACUAUGUGCACGCCAUGGGCAUCAAGCAAGAGAAGCUUCCGGAGCAUGACUACAGGUUGCCGCUCUACCCAGGCGGUGGAGGAGGAGGGGGCCACAACGGGGUCAUGGGCCAGAGGAACGGAUCGGACCUGCUGGAGGUGUCGUUGGGCAACCACCAGAACCUGAUGGUGCACGAUCUCAGCCUGAGCAAUCAGCUAUCUGGGAGGCUUGGGAAGGAGUCCUCCGGAAGGAAGGGUCGGAAGUCAAACGGUGAUGGAACGGAAGGGAAACCUCGUCGGAAACGUGGCGAAUCAAAGGCUCUAAUGCUGGACCCAGAUGGUGAAAGCCUGUCGCCCCACUCCAAGCCGCACAUCUGCGAGCACUGCAACGCAGCCUUUCGCAGCUCCUACCACUUGCGCAGACACGUGCUCAUACACACAGGUGAGAGGCCUUUCAGAUGCAGUCAGUGCAACAUGAGCUUCAUCCAGAAGUACCUCCUGCAAAGACACGAGAAGAUCCACAGUGGAGAGAAGCCGUUCAGCUGUGACCAGUGCAACAUGCGCUUCAUUCAGAAGUACCACAUGGAGAGACACAAGCGGACUCACAGUGGAGAAAAGCCAUACAAGUGUGACACCUGCCAACAGUAUUUUUCCCGUACGGACCGGUUGCUGAAACACAAGCGCACGUGCGGAGAAGCCAUAAAGAAGGGCGUGGACGGGGCCCUGCUGGAGGCGGGGUUGGCCGACGACGGCCAGGGCAGCUACUCACUCACUCAGGGAAACGGCCCCGCACCCGGCCGCAAGAGGGCGAAGGCCAAGGGGGGCGAGGGCGGGGACCGCAAGCGGAGAAAGCAGGGAGCCGCAGGGCCGGGCCCGGCCAUGGGGGCUCAGGACGGUGCGUACGGCUCCCUGCACGCUGGCAGCUACUCACUGGACAAACAUGGAGCGGACGCCAUCGGCCAUCCGGGCCCCAGCAUGCACCACUCUGAGCAUGGCCGGCCGCCCAAGAUGGCCUUCAAGAAGGGCGGCCGGAGCAAAGGCUUGGAGAGGGGAGCCGAGGCCAAGCAUGGCGGCUUGGACGGGCUCGGGCUCCUCCAGACUCCGGGCGAGGGGGCCAAAACGGGCACUGCCACCAGCAGCAGCAGCAGCAGCAAUUACGACGACGCCAUGCAGUUCCUCAAGAAGAGGCGCUACCUGACGGCGGCUAAUGGGAUUUCGGGAGGAGUGUCAGGGGUGGGUUCUGGGAACGGGGUGGAAUAUGACGUGGGCGUGGGGCACUUGGGGGUGCAGGGGUCCGGGGUAAUGGAUAACGACGGGCCGUUGGUGGGUCUGCUGGACCCCUCGCCUCUGGUCGUGGACCUCAAGCACGACAUUAAGUCGUCCAUCCCCGACGAGGUGCUUCAGAGCCUGCUCGAGCAUUACACUCACAAGCCCGACUUCGACCUCUCGGACUCCCACCACCACCAUCCGCACCACCACAACAACCACCACCACCACGUGGACCUGCAGCCUCCGCUUGGUCACGACGAUGACGCCCCGAGCCCUGGCGGCGAUAAGACGGUCAUGAUGCACGAGUACUCCCGCUUCCUGCUGCAGGCGCUGGAGAGGACCAGCGGCCACCACGGUGUCGCAGGCUUCCCGCCCCCCAACCUCGGCCCAUCGCCCUCCUCCUCUUCCUCCUCCCCUUCCGUCACAGGGUCCUUCCCGGGGCCCCUGUACUCCUCCGACAAGCACGUGGUGUACAGCUCGUCACCCCUGGAGUGUGGCGGGUUUGGCCAGCCGGCGGCGUCACCGGCCACCUCCUCACCCUCGCUAUCCUCCACCUCGUCCGUGCCAAAGUCCCACUUCAGCCUACUGUCGGGCUCGCCCCCGCAGCCCUCCCAGCAUGCCUUUCACCUGGGCGGCCUGGAGCCCGUGCUGGCCCAGCAGCUCACACCCUCGCAGGAGCUCAUCGAGCAGCUGGACAAGCCGCACUCCUCCUCCACCUCCUCCUCACCCCCUGCGCCCCACACCGCUCCGCACACCCCUUCCAGCAGCACCUCAUCCGCCUCCGCAGCCAAGAAUGGGGCCAGCGCAGCCUACCCGCUGACACCCUCGCAGGACCUGGCCACCCUAGACACGGCCAAGUCGGCCUACCAGAUCGAAAACUUUGCGCAGGCGUUCGGCUCCCAGUUCAAGGCAGUAGGAGGUGGUGGCGGCGGCGGCGGGCGUGGUGUGCCCAUGGCCUAUGGCACUGACUCAGGCGGAGAGGUGGACCACUGCGGCAGGACUCCCAUCUCAGAAUUCUCAGGGUAUGCUAGUCUGUUAGCUGACGUCGGCGAGCCAGUGAGCACCGGUUCCAAAACCCCAACAAGCCAAAGUUACAGGUGAAAGAGUGCAAGGGAGGCAUAGAAGAGUCACGUUUCAUUGAUAUUCUUAUAUUUUUUCUCGCUUUUGUUGUUUUGGUUGUUGUCAGUGUUGUAGUUUUGUAGUUUGAUGUCUUUUGUCUUAUCAUAAUUAUUUUGUAUUUAGUUCUCCUAUUUUGUUAUUAUUUUUUUAAGUUUGUUUUUAAUUAUUACACUGCCAUUUUAUGUUCAUAUGAAAUUUCACUUGGGAUGCCCUGCAAAGUAUCUCAACAAAUGCAAUUUUGUUUUUUAAGUUCAUUCAUCCUUUUUUUAAACUAGAGUUUUAUAUUUUAGUCGGUUAUAUCCCUCUCUGGUUUCCUUUCUUAGUGUCACCCAAUGCUUACUCCAUUAAAAACUCGAGGAAGUGCGUUUUUAAAAUAGUAAAAAAAAAAAUCAAUAGGACUUGGUUCCCCCACACACGCACAGGUGUUUUAGCAAUCAGUCUUACACACAUGAAAUAACAAUGAGCUUAAGAUGGCAGGGAUUGGCCAAGAGCUGAACUAGCAAAAAAUGAAAUAAAAAUGGAUAAAGUAAAGAUAUUUGUCUGUUACAAAGGAUUCAAGUUUUACUCAGGAAAAAAAGAAUACUAAAACAGCGUAGAAGGAGAAUUCUACCCGGAUGUGUUGCGAUCACUCGUCGGAUGAGACGGGUGUUUGUUAUCGUGGAAUAACAGGCCUUGUCGUAAAAAAAAUGAGCAAUGAUCUUUAUUUUUGUACUCCUCCUGUGACAAACGUUGACAGAUCAAGAACGAGGAAGUGCCGACUGCUCCAAAACACUGAUCACACUUUUUCCACGUAGCUGUAUAGAGAUUAUGGUACGUUUUCUUUUCUUUUUCUGUCGUUCCUUUUCUUCUCAUCUAUGUGAAAUAACUCGCAUUUCUUUCUCUCAAUAAGGGCCAUAUAUAUUUAUAAAAGUAUAUAUAUAUAUGUAUAAUGACAUGUAAUCCUUCUGGGGGCAGUCAAGGGAGGGGGGAGAGAGGGCAAGCUGGAGGUGAGGAGCAGAGGUGUCCGUAGGGUCCCAAAAACCCACCCUCUACCCUUCCUCUCCUUCUGUCUUGGAAUAGUAGAUCAAGAUGUCAAAAGAGGGGGGCCCGGUGGAACAGGUUAAUGUUCGCGAGGGGUGAGGGUGGGCCCACUGUGAUGCAAGGUUAAGAGUUGCGAGGUGGGCCCUCCGUCCUGCCGACGCUCUUCAGCUCCUUCCCCUUACUCUCUCCCUCUGUCUUCCUCGCGCACACACCUCUUCUCCCUCGCCACUCCUCCUUCUCGAGGAGGGCACCCACGAGCACUUUUUUUGAGCCGCGUAGUCAUGAACUAAACUUCCCGAGGCAGGCAACGGAGGGAGCGGGGGGGGGGAACUCAUUUUUUUUACAAGAUGGCGUCAGUCGGGGAGGGGAUGGGAAUGGGGUGGGGUGGGGGUGUUGGAGAGGUUUGGUUUUGGAUGGGGAUGGGUGGGGUGGGGUGGGAGGGUUGUGUUACUGGGAGAGGCUGCAACAGAGAUAUAUUGGGAGGGGAGCUCUCCCGCCAGCCUGUGUUUAUUAUAAUUAUUAUUAUUGUUAUUAUUAUUGUUAAUUUUUGUGUGUGGCAUGAUUUCAUUUGUAUGGGAGAAAUAGGGUCACUAACAGGUGGUGAGGGUGGGAUGAUUGUCUUCUGGGGCAGGGGAGGUGAAUGGGGAUGAUGUGGUGUUCUAUUUUUUAAUUAUCGUUCAAUUUCUCCCGUAUGCUUUUGAGGUAUGUAGGACUGGGUGUAGAAGUGGGUGGGGGGAGGGUGGGGUUUUCUUUGGAUUGGGAAUUAUUUGCUUUGAAAAGUAUUAAAAGGCCAAUUAAUAAUGGUUAGUUCUGACCCCCUAGUUAGUCAAGCUUGUCCCUGUCAGUUUGACUUUGCCAUUAGAAUAAUGAAAGGCCACACCUUGGAGUCACCACUUUCAUCUGUAUCAUGAUGACAUAUUAAAAAAACAAACAUGGCGAUGAAUCAUGCAAGCACGAAGGGUGAAGCACUGAGUCUUCAGCCAUAAGUUCAAAAUCCUCCGAUUUCAGAAAAUGUCAAGUUUCUGUCUUUGCUUUCAUUUUGUUUUUGCUUGUUACUUUAAAAGAAAAAAAGAGGAUCUUAACUGCAUUGUCUUGAACACCACUUUUUUAAUUUUUUUUUUAUAUAAACUGACUUUGCAAGUCGCGAGGACAACCCUUUCUUUUCACUGCUGUGCUUGCACACGUUGUCCAGGAGAGGGUGCCAGCAUGUUGUGCCCUGCCCGAGGGAAGUGGCACGAAGUCGAGUAGCAACUGAUCACAAGAACCACAAGCUACAGUCACAAAGAGCAGGACCUCUGAGGAGGCUGGCUGGAUGUCAAGCCCCAGCAGACCUUUUCUCUGUAUACCUCAUAUCACUGUACAUCAGGAGAGCCAGGCAGCGAGGUGUGUGUGUGUGUGUGUGUGUGUGUGUGUGUGUGUGUGUGUGUGUGUGUGUGUGUGUGUGUGUGUGUGUGUGUGUGUGUAGCAGACGCUGUAGCAUCCUUCAGACAUCAGUUUUUUUUUUUUCUUGAACUGAGGCCAUUUUGUGUGUGGUGGUCACUAAGCCUGUGAACAGAGAUUCUUCGAAUAGGGGCGAUGGUGAUUCCUGCACGUACUGACAUAUACUCUUAAAGAACACUUCUGUCUCGGAGGCCAGGUACAUAUCUAUAUGCACAGCCUCAAAUAUAGUUCAGUGUAGCAACCGUCUUCUAGCCAGUGUACAGGUUCAUUUGUCUGUCACUGAAGACAACAGUCAAACGGUCCACCAGGCCUGUCAGGAUAAAAGCCCCUGUUCUAGAGAACUGAUCUUAAAGUGUCCACCAGCCGCCAAUCAACUGUCUCACUGUUGGGUUUUUGCAGUGGUCUCUACGGUAACCUGUUGUCAUGGUUCCUUGUUGUCUGCAAUAAUACAUGUAUUUAUUUGGAAGUGCAUAUGUUGUUUACAUGAACAUGUAUUGAACACUAAAAUUGUUUCUUGACCCCA